AUGGACUGGACCAAUGGAACCUCCACCGACUUCAUCCUUCUGGGGCUCUUUCCAGGGUUUGGGCACCCUGAGCUCCUGAUUCUCAUUGUUCUCCUCAUCUACACUGUUGCCUUUGCCGGAAAUUCUGUCCUGAUCCUCCUCAUCUGGCUGGACUCCCGCCUGCACACCCCCAUGUACUUCCUGCUCAGCCAGCUCUCGGUCAUUGACCUGGCUUACAUCUCCAGUACAGUGCCCAAGACGGCAACCAACUACUUUGAAGGCAGGAGAAGCAUUUCCUACUUUGCCUGUGCAGCUCAAAUGUUCUUUUUCCUCACCCUCGGCCUGGCGGAGUGCAUCCUACUGACUCUCAUGGCCUACGACCGUUAUGUGGCUGUCUGUAACCCUCUGAGGUACGCAGUCCUCAUGAGCCCCAAGGUCUGCCUGCAGAUGGCUGCUGCAGUGUGGACUGGAGCAGCUCUUGCUGCCCUGGUCCACACCAUCUACCCAAUGCAUUUCCCCAUCUGUGGCUCCAGGGAGAUUAACCACUACUUUUGUGAGAUGCCUGCCAUUCUGAGGAUGUCUUGUGCAGACACAUCGGUCUAUGAGAUGGUGAAAUUUGUAUCCACCAUCGUGUUUCUCCUGGUCCCGUUUAUUCUCAUCCUGGCCUCCUACACACUCAUAUUCCUCACUGUCCUCAGCAUGAACUCACGAAAGGGGAGGAAUAAAGCCCUGGCCACCUGCUCCUCCCACCUGAUGGUAGUGAGUCUCUACUUUGGCCAAGCCAUCUUCAUCUACAUGACACCCACAUCUUCCCACACACCUGAGCAAGACCAGGUAGGAGCCGUGCUCGGCACCAUCGUGACACCCAUGCUCAACCCCCUCAUCUACAGCCUGAGGAACAAAGAAGUGCUGGGGGCCCUGAGGAAGUGCACGGGGAGGUGCUGCCACUGCGAACAUUGCCUGUUUCUACAGUGUGACGCUCAGAAAUGUUUUAUCUUCAACUUUAAGAGUGUCCGUAACCAACUGAAAUCCUAG
Molecule: messenger RNA, 1014 nt
Organism: Chinchilla lanigera (long-tailed chinchilla)
Lineage: Eukaryota; Metazoa; Chordata; Mammalia; Rodentia; Chinchillidae
Product: olfactory receptor 2T27-like
Exons: 1
Coding region: 1-1014 (337 amino acids)
Biological process (GO): G protein-coupled receptor signaling pathway
Cellular component (GO): membrane
Molecular function (GO): olfactory receptor activity; G protein-coupled receptor activity
Source: RefSeq, a predicted model, not a curated record